AUGGCGGAACCGAAGCCCAAACGAUCAUUAUUCAAACGUCCAACGUGGGCGGCGGCUGCCACUCCCGCCGCCGCAUCAGCCUCACCAGACGCUCCAACGAAGCCCGAAGAAGCGACCGACAUCUUCAGUCACUCGAACACUUUUGGAGAAAUCGUAGAAGACCGUCAGCGCCAGCGCCGUAAGAAGAGUGACAAGGACAUCCUCAGGCGAAGUAAAACGAAUGAAGUCAAGGAUGAAGAGCCGCGAGCUGGCAAGCGCCGGCGCAUAAGCGAUGAGGAUGGCACAGAGCUUUCGACCAAGACCAGCAACAAGGACACAAAGAGCAAGACCAAGGACACGGAAAGGAGGGUAUCGACACAAUCAAAUGGCGCAUCAGAAAGCUUUGCGAUAGCUACUACACCACAAAAGUCCAAACCGCGACAGGAAGCUGUGAUAGAACUGCUGGACACUGAUGACGACAAUGAACCUGUCAGCUUCAGCAAUGGCCUGCAAAGCUUCACGCCUUCGAACGCUACAAGCCUUGAGCCCACACCUGUAGCAGAUCCAAAUCCAGACGAUGAUCCAGAUGCCGUAUAUUACUCCGACCCGGAAAUGCGCGAGUUCGCUCGCAAGGCCCGUGAAAAGCGGCGACAACAAGAGCGAGAGCAGAGUGAAACUGGUGCACAUGACCCGACCGUGAAACUCCUCAUCACUUCACCUCUACCCGACACGCAACCUCUGAUUGUGUCACGGAAGCUUUCACAAAAUCUCCAACAAGUCCGCGAAGCCUGGAUCGGCAAGCAAGAUCUACUGGACCCUUCGACCGCGAGUCGCAUCUUCUUCACCUUCAAACUACGGAAAGUCUACGAUGUAACUACCGUCCGCAGCCUAGGUAUCAAGGUGGACUCCUAUGGCCGUAUCAUGACCAACGGACCCUUCGCCAAUACCGACGACGAUCAUGCUGAGAAGAUACACAUUGAAGCUGUGACGGAAGAAGCAUGGCAAGAGCUCAAGGACAAAAAGGCGGCGCCAAAACAGAACAAGUACCUCAAUAAUGCUGCGUUUGCGGAGAACAGAGGCCUCAGUGCAGAGGGUACGCCUGCUGUGGAUGGUGAGGCUGCUGUUGAGGAGCCUUUGAUCAAGGUUACGUUGAAAGCAAGGGGUCACUCUGAUAUCAAGAUCAAAGUGCGGCCGAGCACGACAUUUAUGAAGAUGAUCAACGCAGCUCGACGAAGUUUCAAGCUUGAUCCGGACAGACAAUUACAUCUCGAAUUCGAUGGAGAAAAGUUAGAGCCGCCGGAAGGUCUUGUCAAAGAUACCGACAUCUCGGACAUGGAUUGUAUUGAUGUUCAUAUCAAAUAA
Molecule: messenger RNA, 1341 nt
Organism: Aureobasidium pullulans EXF-150
Lineage: Eukaryota; Fungi; Ascomycota; Dothideomycetes; Dothideales; Saccotheciaceae
Exons: 2
Coding region: 1-1341 (446 amino acids)
Source: RefSeq, a predicted model, not a curated record